Oryzias melastigma (Indian medaka) is the source of this 1934-nucleotide messenger RNA. RefSeq names its product S-antigen; retina and pineal gland (arrestin) a (gene saga). The coding region runs from base 8 to 1321 and encodes 437 amino acids. NCBI's taxonomy places the organism in Eukaryota, Metazoa, Chordata, Actinopteri, Beloniformes, Adrianichthyidae. Gene Ontology annotation, molecular function: G protein-coupled receptor binding. The record is from RefSeq and is a predicted model, not a curated record. The transcript is spliced from 16 exons. Gene Ontology annotation, cellular component: photoreceptor inner segment; photoreceptor outer segment. Gene Ontology annotation, biological process: G protein-coupled receptor internalization; signal transduction.
CCGGUAGAUGUUUACAUAUACGGCCUGUUUGACCAGCGCUGGUCUCCUCCUUUGGUUCAGCCGCUCACUUGUCGCCUCUGCAGAACAGGUUUGGCUCAGCAGCUGCUCCAUCUGUUUCAUCAUGAGUCCAAAAAAUGUCAUUUUCAAGAAGACUUGCAAGGACAAGUCGGUGGGAGUUUUUAUGGGGAAAAGAGAUUUUGUGGACCGUGUGGACUCUGUGGAUCCAGUUGAUGGAGUCAUUCUGAUUGAUCCAGAGGCUUUGGCGGGAAGAAAAGUGUUUGUCACCCUGUCUUGCACCUUUCGCUAUGGCAGAGAUGACAUGGACGUGAUGGGAAUCGCAUUCCGCAGGGAACUGUACCUGGCCACCCGGCAGGUUUACCCCCCACUGCAGGACCGAGACAAGGCGGUUCACACCAGAGUCCAGGCUAAACUCCUGCGGAAGCUGGGAAACAACGCCUACCCAUUCUUCUUUGAGUUUCCUGAUAAUCUGCCUUGCUCUGUGGCACUCCAACCAGGACCCCAUGAUGUUGGCAAGCAAUGUGCCGUGGAGUUUGAGAUAAAGGCCUUCAGCGCUGAGAGUCAGGACGCCAAAGUACGCAAACGGAGUACCGUUAAGCUGAUGCUCCGUAAGGUUCAGUACGCCCCAGAAGGUCAGGAGGUGGCGCCGAGUGUAGAAAUCACAAAGGACUUCGUCAUGUCAGACAAACCACUGCAUGUUCAGGCCACACUGGACAAAGAGCUAUAUUACCACGGAGAACCCAUCAAAGUUCACGUCAACGUCACAAACGACUCCAACAAAAACAUCAAGAACAUCAUCCUUUCAGUGGAUCAGGUCGCAAACGUGGUGCUGUACUCCAACGACAACUACUCCAAAUGUGUGGACAUCGAGGAGUCUGGGGAUUCAGUGUCAGCUGGAGCGAAGCUGCAGAAAGUUUACACUUUGCUCCCCCUGCUGGCCAACAACAGAGAGCGGCGAGGAAUCGCUCUGGACGGCAAACUGAAGCAUGAAGACACGAACCUGGCAUCGUCCAGCGUGGUCAAGGAGGGCGUGCUGAAGGAGGUGAUGGGCAUCAUGGUGUCCUACAAAGUCAUGGUGAAGCUCAUCGUUGGAGGGAUGAUGGGAUCCAGUGAGGUCGGCCUGGAAGUUCCCUUCAGGCUGAUGCAUCCCAAACCUGAUGCAGUGAGAGAGAGUGAGAUGGAGGAGGAGAUGGUGUUUGAGGAGUUCAAGCGCUCCUACCUGAAGGGGAUUGUUGGUGGUGAUGAUGAUGAGGAGGAAGGCAACGUGUCGGGAGGCGAUGACAUGACGCCAAGAGAGAAGUGAAGAAGAUUCAGUUGGAGGAACAGAAGCAGCUUGAAAUUGUGUUAGAAAUAAAAAGUAAUUCUUAAACUCUUAAAGGUUUGUCCCUGCGUGGAUGCAUGACUCACCCACAGUCUGCUGUUAAAAAUAACAUGGACGUGAAUGUUUCCUCUUGAAUCACCGGCUGUUCACUUCUACUUUCAGGGGUUUCCAGGUCUUAAAAGGAUUUUUUUAUUAUUGCUUUUAUAUUAUGCAUAAUAUACAUUUUUAUAUAUAUCAUAUUAUUAUACUAUUAUUUAUUUUUAAUAUAUUACAAUUAUUUGAAAUUAUUGAAAGACCAACUAAUCAGGUCAUAAAUUGUUCUUGGAUUCUCUGCAUCAAUAAUGUAGUGCUUUUGUAUUUGCAGACUUACAGUCCAGACUGUUAAGAUUGAAAGUUGUAUUGAAUUUUAUUUUCUACAACCAAACACUGAUUGUUUUUUUGUUUCAUUUAGGCUAAAAUUGUUACCUUUAAUCUGAAAACUGACCAGCAGAACUCAUCUUUAGCAGCAUUUUCAAUGUUGACAUUUUACUUAUAUUUGAAAAUGUUUUUUUUUUCCUGUUUUUGAACAUUUGGGAAAUAAAUCCAGGCUGACACA